CGUUAUGUUACUGUGGUAGGACGGUGUCACAGAGUAAGAUCCACGGUCCUAGCUGUCCCCAAAUAAGUUUUAAAAACACACACUAACAGGCCGAAGCGACUCACAGCAAGCUUGCAACCCCGACCGUAGCCCCGGACUAUUCGUUUUACCGCCACAAACACAAAAUAACACUCCCGCACCGGCAGUCCUAGUCCUUCACAGCUCCGCGGGGCCCGGCGAGGCGCGGCGGGAGCAGAUGGAGCCUGCACCGGCGAAAGCGAAGCCACAGGGCCGGCUCCUGGUGUCCACUCAGUUGGACGCCAAAGACGAGUUGGAGGAGAGGUUGGAACGGUGUGUUGGUAUUGUCCAGGCCUUGACCAAUGGACUGUCAGAGAGAGAAGCCAAUGAUGCACUUACUGCCAAUGUAUGCAAAGGUCAGCAACAGCAUGAGGAGGUGUGUUUGGGUCUGUUCACUCUGGCCCUCAUUGAGCCAACUCAGGCCCAGAGGUCUUACAGAGACAUGACCCUGCUCAAUAGAGAUGGGAUGAAUGUAGUACUGGUAAAAAUCAACCAGAUAUUGAUGGAGAAGUUCCUGAAGCUGCAGGACGUCCCAAGAACGCAGCUGGUUUGGCUGGUCAGAGAGCUGGUGAAAAGCGGAGUGAUUGGAGCUGACGGUGUCAUCAUGACUCUCCUGAAACAGAUCGCAGGUGGAGACAUCUCCGCAAAGAACUUAUGGCUGGCAGAGAACGUCCUCGAUAUCCUGCUGGACCAAAAGGAAUGGGUGUUGAAGAGCGGGAUGCUAAUAGCAAUGUCGGUAUACACCUACCUUCGCCUGAUCGUUGACCACGGAACCCAAAACCUGUUGCCUCUUCGCCAGAAAGAAGUCGACUUCUGCAUCAGCAUGCUAAGAGAUAAGUUCAUGGAGUGCCUGAUAAUUGGCAGAGAUCUCGUUCGUCUGCUGCAGAAUGUCGCUCGAAUCCCUGAGAUGGAGCUUCUCUGGAGAGACUUGCUGCACAACCCACAAGUUCUCAGUCCUCAGUUCACUGGUAUCCUUCAGCUUCUGACGGCGCGGACCUCUAGAAAGUUUCUGGCCUGUCGCCUCACACCAGACAUGGAGACAAAGCUACUGUUCAUGACUUCCAGGGUGCGGUUUGGGCAGCAGAAGCGUUAUCAGGACUGGUUUCAAAGACAGUACCUGUCCACAGCAGAGAGCCAGUCACUGCGAUGCGAUCUAAUUCGAUAUAUCUGCGGGGUGGUCCAUCCGUCCAAUGAGGUGCUGAGCUCUGACAUCCUACCGCGCUGGGCUAUCAUUGGUUGGCUUCUUACCACCUGCACGUCGAAUGUGGCUGCCUCCAAUGCCAAACUGGCUCUUUUCUACGACUGGCUUUUCUUCAACCCAGAGAAAGACAGCAUCAUGAACAUAGAGCCAGCCAUCCUGGUGAUGCAUCACUCUAUGAAACCCCACCCUGCCAUCACAGCCACACUGCUGGACUUCAUGUGCAGGAUUAUCCCUCACUUCUUUCCUCCGUUGGAGUCUCAGGUUCGUCAGGGUGUCUUCAACUCCCUGAACUUCAUCAUGGAGAAGAGAGUGCUGGCUCAUCUCGCUCCACUGUUCGAUAAUCCAAAAUUAGACCGAGAGCUUCGCUCAAUGCUUAGAGAGAGAUUUCCUGAAUUCUGUAGCCCGCCAUCCCCGCCCACUGAAGUUAAGUUGGAGGAGGCUGUUUCUUUGGAAAUGGACAACCAUGUCCUGGACAAGGAGGAGGAUUUUAAUGAGAACACAGAAGCCACUUUCAGUGAUGACGAGGAGGAAGUCAACAACAAAGCUGGAAAGAAGAGGGAGUUCAGAUUCCAUCCGAUCAAAGAAGCUGUGACUGAGGAACCGGCCGACAUCACACCCUGGCUGGACCAGUUAGACGACACCAUGAAAGAAAAGGUGCAGCAGCUUCAGAAGACCAGUGACACAGAGACGCAGUGUGAGAUGAUGCAGGAGAUUGUUGAUCUGAUCUUGGAGGAGGACUUUGAUUCAGAGCAAAUGUCUGCACUGGUGUCCUGUCUGGCUGAACUGUUUAAAGAUCAUUUUAGGGGGGACGUCCUGCCAGAUGAGAUCACUGAGGAGUCUCUGGAGGAGUCGGUCUGCAAACCCUUCUGUCUCAUCUUUAGGAACCUCGUCACCAUGCAAGAGGACAACAGCGGCUUCUCUGUGCUGUUGGACAUGUUGGCAGAACUUUACCAGAAGCAGCCAAAGAUUGGAUACCACCUUUUGUAUUACCUGAAAGCCAGUAAAGCAGCGAAUGGGAAGAUGAUGCUCUAUGAGUCGUUUGCCCAGGCGACGGCUCUCGGGGACCUGCACACUUGUUUGAUGAUGGACAUGAAGGCUUGUCAGGAGGAUGAUGUCCGGCUGCUCUGCUACCUCACACCCUCCAUUUACUCAGAGUUUCCAGAUGAGACGCUUCGAAGCGGCGAGCUGCUAAACAUGAUUGUCGCGGUUAUUGACUCAACGCAGUUACAGGAGCUGAUGUGCCACGUGAUGAUGGGUAACCUGGUGAUGUUCCGGAAAGACUCGGUCCUCAACAUCCUCAUUCAGUCUCUGGACUGGGAGACGUUUGAGCAGUACAGCACCUGGCAGCUGUUCCUUGCCCAUAGUAUCCCUCUGGAAACCAUCAUACCCAUCCUACAGCAUCUCAAAUACAAAGAGCAUCCAGAGGCCUUGUCCUGCCUGCUGUUGCAGCUCCGCAGGGAAAAGCCUAGUGAAGAAAUGGUGAAGAUGGUCUUGAGUCGCCCCUGUCACCCUGAGGACCAGUUCACCACGAGCAUUCUGAGGCACUGGGCAGCCAAAUAUGACGACACACUGGGAGAACACAUCAAGGCCCAGCUGAUCAAAAACAACAACCAGCCGCGUAAAAGGCAGAGUCUACGUAGCUCCAGCAGUAAACUGGCUCAGCUGACCCUGGAACAGAUAUUAGAGCACAUGGACAACCUGAGACUGAGUCUGAACAACAUGAAGAACAACUUCUUUACUCAAACCCCAAUCCUUCAGGCCCUGCAGCACGUCCAGGCCAGCUGUGACGAAGCGCAUAAGAUGAGGUUCAGCGAUUUGUUCGCCCUGGCGGAGGAGUACGAGGACUCUCAGUCAAAGCCCCCAAAGUCACGACGAAAAGCCCCGGCCUCAUCGCCUCGCUCCAGGAAAGGAGUGGCUCCGCCCACCAACAACGAGGAGGAGAGUGCUUCCACCAGUGCCUCGGAGGAAGAAGACUCGAAGCCCAAAGCACCGAAGAGGAAGCGGAAAGGCUCAUCAGCCGUGGGCUCUGACAGCGACUGACGGACCCUUCCAACGUGAACAAGCACACUCCAGCCAACCAGCCACAUGACCACAGCGAAGAGGCCUGCGAUGGGCUCAGGGACGCUGCGGGCUUCAUAUCCAUGUUUUGAACUGAUUUUCACCGACGAGACUAUUUCUGUUUCCAUGGAAACAGGGACAGAUUGCUGGACUCCCAUAUGGCAGGUCAAAGGUCACUGUGUGGCUGAUCUCCCAUGAUGCACCAGGGGGAGUAACCACAAACUCUUGAACCAAAUGGACUAAUUUUAACCGUGGACACAAUGAUGAUAAUGAUAAUGAUGAUGAGGAUGAGGAUGAUGAUGGUUAUGAGUGUGAACCCUGUCUUUUUUUUUUCCUUUUUUUUUUUUUGGCCCAGCUUUUCUGGGGGUGGGGUGGGACCUUGGACUCUUGUUUUUGGAGGAUCCUGACUACCUGCUGUUUUUAGCAGCUCCUUCAUGUUUGUUUGACUUCAGUAAAAGAUGCUCAUCUGUUGUUCAAUCAUCUCAGAUGAAUUCUGCAUAUAAAAGCUGAUGGUUUCAGGGCGUCAUACGUCUGUUACUUGGGGCUGGGAGGGAGGUGUGAUGCUACUCAGGGGCACUACGGCAACACAGAAAAGCAUCCUGUUGACAUUUUACCAUUUUGUGCUUAAAUAUGUCAAAUUACAUUUGGUUUGGCUCUGAGGCCUCUGAACUUUUCUAACUUUUGAUGAAAACUCAGUCAUGUUAAUCAACACGGAAUUAACUAUUUCAUAGUCCAUGCAUCUUUUACACAGUUUGGUAAUUACAUAUAUAUUUUUUUUAAGGUUAAAAGAGUAUCUCAUCUGCUUUGGAUCUAGCUUCUCACUGCAGAGCUGAGGAAAAGCUUUCAAACGCUUAUUUUCUGCCAUGUUUCAUCGUGAAGCCUUCAUUGGUUCUGUGUGCUAUUUUAGGAUCACACAAUUAAUAACAAGUGAACAGUUUAUGUUUGCAAAAAAACAACCCAAAGGCUAUAAUCAAAAUGAAACAAAUCAAAGAGUGACUAGAUGUGGGUUUAUCUUUGUAAUUAUAAAGAUUAUCUGAGAAAAACAUGAGUUAUGGCCCGGUUUUACAAGUGACAACAUGAAAAAGUUAGAGUUGUUUUAUUUGCAGGCACGUCCUAUUCAAUGGCUAGCUAACUGUAAAAAAAAGCCCAUUUACUACAACACAGGGAUACUUCAGCAGUAUCUUUAUGUGCUGAAUUUUUCAGUGGAUGCAGGGUUUGGGUAAAAGUUCAUCGCCAAUUGUACAUCUCAUGUGUUUCCAAUGUUUUCUAAGGGAUAAACAGUUUUUUUGUUUUGUUUUUGUUUUUUAUAGACAUAUAAGCGCCUUAAAGGUGUACAUUAUACUUUUCUGUCAGUGGAGAGACCUUUUUUUCAAUUUUUUUUUUAUCUUAUAGCAACUUUAAUUAAGCUGUUAAUAAGGAUGUAAUUAAAAUUUUUUGGUGGUAUUUUAAGAGUAAUACGCU
Messenger RNA from Menidia menidia (Atlantic silverside), 4777 nucleotides. The record is from the annotation of a GenBank genome assembly. NCBI's taxonomy places the organism in Eukaryota, Metazoa, Chordata, Actinopteri, Atheriniformes, Atherinopsidae.